This is a messenger RNA of Salvia splendens (bonfire salvia), 836 nucleotides long. Its product is annotated as small nuclear ribonucleoprotein SmD3b. Gene Ontology annotation, biological process: RNA processing; spliceosomal snRNP assembly. NCBI's taxonomy places the organism in Eukaryota, Viridiplantae, Streptophyta, Magnoliopsida, Lamiales, Lamiaceae. Bases 187 to 585 code for a protein of 132 amino acids. Gene Ontology annotation, molecular function: RNA binding. The transcript has 5 exons. Gene Ontology annotation, cellular component: spliceosomal complex. The record is from RefSeq and is a predicted model, not a curated record.
UCACGGUUAGCGAAGCUCCAUUUUUCGACUGUGAUUUUUGCCCUAAUUUAGGGUGCGUGUAGAGAACUCGAUCAAUCUCAAAUUUGCGUGGGAUUCAUAGUUUUUUUGCUGCAUUUUCUUUGAAUAUCGCGUGAAAAAGAUUGAUUGUUAGCAUUUUAUAUAUUUUUACAUAAAAAAGUAGAGAAAAUGAGUCGAAGCUUAGGGAUUCCGGUGAAGCUGCUGCACGAGGCGUCUGGGCAUGUGGUGACGGUGGAGCUGAAGAGCGGAGAGCUCUACCGUGGAAGUAUGAUCGAGUGCGAGGACAACUGGAAUUGCCAGCUCGAAAACAUCACUUACACUGCCAAGGAUGGAAAGGUCUCACAACUCGAGCAUGUUUUCAUUAGAGGCAGCAAAGUCAGGUUCAUGGUCAUCCCAGAUAUGCUUAAGAACGCUCCCAUGUUCAAGCGUUUGGAAGCUAGAAUUAAGGGGAAGGGUUCAUCACUUGGAGUCGGACGUGGGCGUGCUGUUGCAAUGAGAGCUAGAGCUCAGGCUGCUGGUCGAGGAGCUCCUCCGGGUAGAGGCUCUGCACCACCAGUACGGAGGUGAUCAUAUUCUGGCAACUGGUAUUGAAUGCUGCUGUGAAGUGGGAGUAUCCAUUGUUGUCAUAUGAGCUAUACUUGGUCUUUGGUUUCUACUUUCCCUUUGUCUUAAUGUGAACUUGCUAUGAGAGAGUACUCUGUUUUCGGAUUUAAUUGAGUUGUAGUUUCAUAGUUAUUUGACUCCUUUUGUGAUGGAAAUGGUUCAAAAACAGUUGCGAAAAACCAAAUACUAUAAUCCUAAGAUUUGGUUUGAUCAAA